Gadus chalcogrammus (walleye pollock) is the source of this 3708-nucleotide messenger RNA. RefSeq lists its product as uncharacterized. Bases 190 to 2016 code for a protein of 608 amino acids. The record is from RefSeq and is a predicted model, not a curated record. Lineage: Eukaryota; Metazoa; Chordata; Actinopteri; Gadiformes; Gadidae. The transcript has 9 exons.
AUAUGCCCCCCUUUAGACUCGGGUCUGGCGACGAGUCUGCAUGGACCUAUCAAGAAAGGUCGAAACCGAAAGUAACCUAACCACGGAAGUAGGACUCCCAAAGUCAGCAUUUUGUAUAGGCGCUGGCGCUUGGGUUGUUUUUAAUAGAAGUAGUUUUGAAUACAUCGCUUUUAGGAAACGGACGAAGACAUGAAGUUUUCCAGUGCUCUGUUAUUGUUGACUUCAGCCGUCCUGGGAGUCAGACCCUCAUCUGCUCAAGGAAAACCUCUAUAUUAUGAAGUGGGAACAACGCUCACCUUGGAGCCAGACGUUUCCAAUGUUCCACAACCAAUCACCACCAUCAGGUGGAAGUACGGCACCGCCUUGGUGGUGGAUUGGGAUCCGAGCGGCCAUACAUACUAUGGGUCAUUCAAAGGACGCACAACGUUUGAUCCAGAAACCAUGCGGUUGGUCAUCAAUCUUUUGACCUUGGCUGAUAGCGGACAGUUCUCCCUGGAGACGAAUGUUGGAAUACACGUGACUUAUGAGGUUGAAGUCAUCAAGCCCCCUCCGACGCCCAGUAUAAUGACCCAGCCGCUGCUGUGUGAGUUCACUUGUGCUCUGAAGUGUGCCGCGGACACCACAGAUCUGGGACCGGUCUCCUACGAAUGGAAGAAAGAUGAAGGAGAGUGGAACAAGGGUGACGCGCUGAAGAAUAUCAGCAGUUCUGAUACCCCUGAGAAGUUCUCCUGUAGGCUGAAGACCCGUGUGAGGACCAGUGAAGCCAGUAUCCCCAAGGACAAUCCACUCUAUAAACCACCAGAACCUAAAUAUUUUGAAGUGGGAACAACGCUCACCUUGGAGCCAGACGUUUCCACUGUUGAAAAACCAAUCUACAGCAUCAGGUGGAAGUGCGGCACCGCCUUGGUGGUGGAUUGGGAUCUGAGCGGCCAUACAUACUAUGGGUCAUUCAGAGGACGCACAACGUUGGAUCCACAAACCCUGCGGUUUGACAUCAAUCGUUUGACCUUGGCUGAUAGCGGACAGUUCUCCUUGGAGACAAAUCUUGGAAUAGUCGGGACUUAUGAGGUUAAAGUCAUCAAGCCCCCUCCGACGCCCAGUAUAAUGACCCAGCCGCUGCUGUGUGAGUUCACUUGUGCUCUGAAGUGUGCCGCAGACACCACAGAUCUGGGACCGGUCUCCUACGAAUGGAAGAAAGAUGAAGGAGAGUGGAACAAGGGUGACGCGCUGAAGAAUAUCAGCAGUUCUGAUACCCCUGAGAAGUUCUCCUGUAGGCUGAAGACCCGUGUGAGGACCAGUGAAGCCAGUAUCCCCAAGGACAAUCCACUCUAUAAACCACCAGAACCUAAAUAUUUUGAAGUGGGAACAACGCUCACCUUGGAGCCAGACGUUUCCACUGUUGAAAAACCAAUCUACAGCAUCAGGUGGAAGUGCGGCACCGCCUUGGUGGUGGAUUGGGAUCUGAGCGGCCAUACAUACUAUGGGUCAUUCAGAGGACGCACAACGUUGGAUCCACAAACCCUGCGGUUUGACAUCAAUCGUUUGACCUUGGCUGAUAGCGGACAGUUCUCCUUGGAGACAAAUCUUGGAAUAGUCGGGACUUAUGAGGUUAAAGUCAUCAAGCCCCCUCCGACGCCCAGUAUAAUGACCCAGCCGCUGCUGUGUGAGUUCACUUGUGCUCUGAAGUGUGCCGCGGACACCACAGAUCUGGGACCGGUCUCCUACGAAUGGAAGAAAGAUGAAGGAGAGUGGAACAAGGGUGACGCGCUGAAGAAUAUCAGCAGUUCUGAUACCCCUGAGAAGUUCUCCUGUAGGCUGAAGACCCGUGUGAGGACCAGUGAAGCCAGUAUCCCCAAGGACAAUCCACUCUAUAAACCACCAGAUGGUUUAACUUUUGGUGAUAUUUUCGGAAUACGUAUUGGCAUAUUAUGCGGUGUUGCUGUAAUUGCAGUAAUUACUGUUAUUUCUCUGGUGAAGUGCCGCCCUGGGGAUGGGGAGUUGGGGAAAAAAAAGUGAUUACUGCUGUCUACUAGGCCGCCGUCGCUGCACUCACGGAAUCAUCUGUCAAUUACCCACCAAAGAUCAGGCACAUGGAUGUCUGCUGUGACACACGCUUGGUCGUAGCUGAAAGUGGACAGAUUUCCUGCUUUCCUGAGUCAAUUGGCCUUUGUUACAAAGUAUUUGCGAUGCUUCAGAUUUUUUUAUGUAUUCAUACAGCUUGCUGUUUUUAUAUAAUUAUUAUUUUUAUAUUAUUUUGUCGUCCUGUCUAGUUCAAACAUUGAGCUAAUGCUACUGUUACAGCCUGUAUAGCCUUUGCUCUUCACCAGUUUGUGUCAACAAUCAGUGAAAAGUGCCCCUCUGCUUGCUCUGUGAAGCUUAGUGUUAAUUGAAUAACCACACAGUUGUGAAGGGCAGUUGGGACACAAUGAAGCAGCCUUUAAGCCAAACGGCCGCUUAAAUGACUGUGACUCACUGCAAUUCUUUUUAGAAAGUAGUAAAAGUUUUUUUUAAGUAGUCUCCCAAAGUGAUUGUAGCUGUCUACUAGGCCGCCUCUGAAUGUCAAAGACCUGGAACACGUUGAUGGGACUUUAAGCCAAACGGCAGCUUAAAUGAUUGUGACUCACUGCUGAAACAAUGUAUAGAGAGACAUCGCAUCCGAAUGUUAAACAAGAUGUUUGUGAUUAACUUAAGUCAUUCUGUAUUUGGUUUCAAGUCAGUAAAGCCGCAAACCAGAUAUUUCAAGGCUAUAGUUGCAAAUUGUUUGAGCAUUUUUCUUAAUCGAUUACACGGAUGAAUCAGAAAUAUCAAAUUCCUGGUUCAUUUUUCAUUUUAAUCACAGAUUCAGCGAAUAUUUGGUUGUGUGUGAGUGAGGGAGAUGCUCCAUGUCCUCCCUUCUCCUGUUUUACUCACUCUACAAUGUAAAGGAUAAAACCUUAAGAAAAUAAAACUGAAAAAGGUUUGUAAACAAUGAAUUCUGUGAUUGGUAAGGUGGACCAUGCCAUACUGCAAAAAUAAAUCUGAAUGUAAUGUAAACCAAAAGUUGUACAAAAUGUGAUAGUACAGAUUGCUUCUAUAAUCUGAACAUUCUACAAGUGUAUAUAUGGGGAGCAUGACUCUCAAACCAAUAACUUAAGACUAUAAAUCACAUCCCUCACAGACGUAAACGUGAGUGACAGUAGAAGAAGCUGAACAUUUUGAUGUCAACUCUAUUGUAUAAAGACUAGGAGAAGCAGCAGUUUACAAACAUGUGGGUGGCCUCUGCUCACUGUUUGUCCUCUAUGUAUGCAUUUGUCCUCUUACACUUACACACAAACUAAGCAGUAACGUUUCUUGAUGUAUAAGAAAAACGACGAUUAGACUGUUGCUAGGAAAGUUAAUACUAUCUUUAAUGUGUCGGUUCAACAUGCACUUUCAACUGAUAUCCUCUUGAACUGCUCGCUAGAUGGGCUUUCUCACUAAGGACCAAUAGCGCCAUCUAGUGGUUGAUAAGUAUAGCCGAGUUAUAUUAUAGACUUAUGGCACGUUCACAUCGUUGGGAAAUAUGGGGAAAACAUUUUCGCGAUGUCGGAGAGUUCUCGUGAACGACACCUCAUGACGCUCUUAUGAUUCUGCUUCUGAUCGGGAACUGGGGCCAGAUUUUGAUAACAGAGUUGCCCAGUUGGAGACUCAUGGUUUACUAGUGACACGCAUGAACAUGGCGGAACAUAA